UUUCUUUUAAGGGAAAAAAUUGGUCAGGUGCAUGCAGGAGUAUUCACUUGUGACAUUAGUGGUUACAUACAGCCCGCCACAGGCCUUAGCACGCUGAAGGCCAGGCUGUAUUUAUUCACUUCGGUUACAGUUCCAAGAUGUAACACUACACUUUCUUGUAGUUUGAUAACCAGACACAAGGCCUAAUUAACAGCGCCUUCUCAUAUGUUUUCAUAAAUUAUGCUGCUAAUCUGUGCAGCUAAAUGUCAAUCACACUUCAUUUAAAUGUGCAUUUAUUUCAGCGUGCAGUGACAGAGGGCUGAUGCUUUUUCAUCAGUGGUUGUCCCACUGUGCUCUGUGCUGUGUGGCCUCACCUCCAGCACCGGGUGUGGUUUUGGGCAUGAUGAUUGAGAGGGGUCUAGAGGGCAAGACGUAUGCGGAACAGCCGAGGUCCUUUGGUUUGUUCAGCCCAGAGCAGAGGAAGAUGAGAGGAGGCAUCACGGCAGCCUACAGCUCAUGAGGGGAGCAGAGAGCCAGCACUGAUAUCUGCUCUGGUGACAACAACAGGACCCAAGGGAACAGCAUGGAGUUGUGGCAGGGGAGGGUCAGUUGGACAUCAGGAAAAGGUUCUUCAACUGAGGAUGGUCAUUAAUGGAACACGUUUCCCAGGGCAGUGUUCACAGCCCCAAGCUGGACAACGAUCUCAAUCAUAUAUUCUGAUUUUUGGGUGGUCCCUUAUGGAAAUGGACUUGGUGAUCCUGUUGGAUCUCCUCCAACUUGAGAUAUUCUAUGGCUCCGUGUUUCCAUGAAAGGGCAGAAAUUGAUUGCAUGUUUACAGUCUUUGAUUAAAAAUAAUUUGUAACAAAAAGAUCUUGCAAGAUUCUCCUCACAGCUCAUUUGAUUCCUCUCCCUUUUCAUCAACCACCAGCAGCACUGAACAGGGCGUUUUGUUGCAAGCUCCAGCUCUUUUGGACAAAGGUGAAGAGAUUCACCUUAGCUACUAUCCUCUGUAAAGUUGUUUACAAUAAAUGGUUAGGGUUCUUGUUUUCAGUUCUGUUCCAGCUCCAGGUUGGCCUGGUCUUCUGGUUGCUGCAGUAGUGCAUGGAACUCCCUGAAGAUGCAUGGUACUCUGCUGAGCCAGCCAGGGUGAGCAGGGUGACGACCAUGCUGAAUGUCUGUCUUUCCUUCUCUUGAGAGAUAGAUAGCUGCAUAUGCAUAUCCUUCAGAGCAGAUUUUCAUUGCACAUUCGUUUAUUAAAAUGUAACUGCAGACAAACACUACAACAUAUAUGUGCAUUUCAGAAGCUUUGGGCCUCCAUAAGGACAGAGAACAUGUUUCCCCAAAGGGAAGAAUACAUUUAUUAACUGCCUGGAUGAUUGGGUUUCCCGCAUAUCCUCCCAGCGAUUCCAAUCAUGUCCGGAUUGUCUUGUCCUAAUCUGUGUAAAUAUAAGAACUCUGUUAUAACAUGAUGCAGGAGCUUAAGUAGAAUUUAGGCCAGUGACAGAUAAUCUGCUUUGCCGCUUGUUUUGAUUGAUUCAUUAACAUUUAGAGGUAUUCCCCUUUAAAUAAAGCUACCACUGAAAUGAGCGUGCUAAAGCAAGCUAAUAGGCUGUUUUUUUUUUCUUGAAACAUAUUACAUCUUCUAAUAGCAAUGCAGGUAAACUAGUGUUGCACCACAAUUUUUGACUCCUUCUCGUGUCAUUUUAUGUUGAGACCUGGUUGCCUAAAGACUUCAGAGAUACGUGAUUCUUAUGCAAUGAGGAAUUAGCACAAAAAUUCUGCCAUAAGCAUAGUGCUUGUAAUGUGGAACCAAGUGGAUUAGCUAUUACAGGAUGGCCAUUAGCCACUAUCACGAGGUGGGUGUGGCAUCCUGAUGAGGUCUGAUUUGGUGUUGUCUUGAGGUGUAAUUUCCAGCAGAACCGGACAACAUGUAACCUUCACUACGGAGUAAAAGCUCAGUUGGAGUGGAAAGACAAAAUAAAAUUGGUAUUGAUGGGAAAAAAGCCUUCAAGGAGUCAGGAGGCAAAAAAAGCAAUGCUGAUCGUAAACUAGAUUGAGGAAUUCAUGCCUGCAAAAGAAGUGAAGGCACAACAAUCCAAGUUUUCUAUCUCAAGGAUACACAACAAGGAACCAGUAAAAAGCAAAUUGGCACCAUUAGUAAAACAGGAACUGGUGUGAUGAAGAAUUGGUAAUGGAGGAUAGGUAAUUUUGAACUCCUAAAGAACGAUACGCAGCACCGUAACAGCAAAAAUAAAAUAAUUAGCUGUAAGAUGGGAGCUGAAGACAGCACCACAGCCCGAGCUCGGAGAAAACAACAGAGAUCAACCAGAUCAGCCCGCCAACACCUCCCGCGUCCAUCUUGCGCUCAUGAAGGCGGACCCCCGCGGGGGCGGAGCCACACGGGUCAGUCACGCCCUCCUGCUGCUGGAUCCGCCCCCCGGUCCUCGGGGCCUGCGGCGCUGCUCGGCCGCGGCCGGAUCUUCUCCGGUCGGAGCGACGCGCCCGGGGUAAAGGGAGGCAUUGAGACUACCUUAAAGAAAGAAGUUCUACAUUAUGACUAUUCUUCUUCAUAUUUUGAUAUAUUUCUACUGGCAGUCUUUCGAUUUAAGGUGUUAAUACUUGCAUAUGCAAUGUGCAGACUGCGCCAUUGGUGGGCAAUAGCUUUUACAACAGCGGUGACCAGUGCCUUUUUACUAGCAAAAGUAAUUAUUUCACAGCUGUUCUCACAGGGUGCUUUUGGCUACGUGCUGCCCAUCAUAUCCUUUAUACUUGCCUGGAUUGAAACCUGGUUCUUGGACUUCAAAGUGUUACCACAAGAAGCUGAAGAAGAAAACAGAUUUUUGAUAGCGCAGGGUGCUUCCGAACGAGCAGCUCUCCUUCACCCAGGAGUCCUGUCUGAUGGGCAGUUCUAUUCUCCUCCUGAAUCUGUAGCAGGAUCUGAUGAAGACUCAGAAGAAAAACAAGACAGUGAAAAACCAGUUGUAUAGCAAAUAUGGAAAAGCAG
Messenger RNA from Gallus gallus (chicken), 2983 nucleotides. It is a transcript of the gene STARD3NL, whose product is annotated as STARD3 N-terminal like. The coding region runs from base 2250 to 2966 and encodes 238 amino acids. The record is from RefSeq and is a predicted model, not a curated record. NCBI's taxonomy places the organism in Eukaryota, Metazoa, Chordata, Aves, Galliformes, Phasianidae. The transcript has 7 exons.